AUGAGGAAGAAUGAAGAGGGUGGAAUUGUUCUGAAACUAGACUUCGCGAAAGCAUAUGAUAAUAUAGAUUGGUCUUUCUUGUUGGACCUGCUGGUGGAAAUGGGUUUUGGGGCAAAGUGGGUGAGGUGGAUGGAGGAAUGUGUAACGACGGCAUCACUAGCGGUGUUAGUAAAUGGCUCACCCACCGACUUUUUCAAAAUUGAGAAAGGGCUUCGCCAAGGGGACCCUCUUUCCCCUUUACUCUUCAACAUUUGCAUCAAUGGACUUUUGUGCAUGCUGAAUAAACUGGGAAGCAAUGAUACCCCAGUUGGUUUUCACAUUGGAAAUGGUCUAUGCCUCAACCACUUACAGUUUGCAGACGAAAGAUGA
This is a messenger RNA of Lotus japonicus, 369 nucleotides long. RefSeq names its product secreted RxLR effector protein 78-like. The record is from RefSeq and is a predicted model, not a curated record. The coding region runs from base 1 to 369 and encodes 122 amino acids. Lineage: Eukaryota; Viridiplantae; Streptophyta; Magnoliopsida; Fabales; Fabaceae. The transcript has a single exon.